AUGGGAGGCCCUAAGGAUGAGCCUAAGAUUCAGCAGUGGCUGAAGACCCCGUUGCUGUCGACCGUCAGGGCCGCGCGGGGCCCUUCUGGAGGUGGUGACGUAGCCAUUGCAUGCCGACUGCUGUUGGUAGCUCUAGGGCCUUUAAGUGCUACUCAUCGUCUUAGAAGGAUUCCGUUGUUUUGGUUGCUGCUGAGCUUGACGUUACGUGCAUUGCACCUGCGGUAUGGCCCGGUCUGGGGUUGUAUUUCCCACCCAGGUGGCUGUUCCCAUGAUGCUGCAGUCCACGCGUUGCAAAAACGUGGUAUUCGUCAUAAUGACACAGCAAAAAGGUACGGCUGUGAAUCUCCCCUCCAAAAAGCCAUCAGAGAGAGCGGUGUGGAGCGGGAGAACCUGUGGAGAACUACCAAACUGUGGCGUAGUGAUUAUGGCUAUGAAAGCACAAAAAAGCCUGCUUGGAGUCAUGUUGAAAGACUUGGUGUUGAAUAUCUCGACCUCUGCUGUAUUCACCGACCUGAUCGCUCUCUACAACUACCUGAAAGGAGCAAUCGAGAGGUCCAUGCUGAAACGUGGAGAGCGAUGGAGGAGCUCUAUCAGAAAGGUUUGCGUAGCUUACGUGGUGUAAGCAACUUUCUUAUCGGUCAUCUUGAGCAACUAAAGGAAGACUGUGUGAUUACUCCACAGGUUAAUCAGGUGAUUGAAUACCACCCUCUCCAAAGGCCUCAGGAGCUGGUGGAUUAUUGUAAGAGCAGAGAUACUGGUUUUGAAGGCUGCUGCCCUUCAGCCAAAGCUGAAGCGCUCACUCAUCCUACUAUGGCUCAGCUGGCGAAGAAAUGCGGCAGAACUCCAGCACAGCUUUGCAUGCACUGGAGCACCCAGAAUGGGAUUGACACUACUCCAAAGUCCACAAAAGCAGAAAGGAUACAGGAAAACUGCACGGUGUUUGAUUUUGCAGUAGCAGAAGACGCUGUUGAAAUCCUGAAUGGCAUGCGUGAUGGGAGCGAGGUUUCCCGGGCCCCAAGCCUUGUUGUGUGGCUGAAGGUUUGA
Messenger RNA from Pelecanus crispus (Dalmatian pelican), 1044 nucleotides. Lineage: Eukaryota; Metazoa; Chordata; Aves; Pelecaniformes; Pelecanidae. The record is from RefSeq and is a predicted model, not a curated record.